Messenger RNA from Epinephelus lanceolatus (giant grouper), 1233 nucleotides. RefSeq names its product Bet1 golgi vesicular membrane trafficking protein-like (gene bet1l). The record is from RefSeq and is a predicted model, not a curated record. Lineage: Eukaryota; Metazoa; Chordata; Actinopteri; Perciformes; Serranidae.
GAAGAAGAAGAAGAAGAAGAAGAAGAAGAAGGAAAAAAGAAAAGAAAAAGAAAGCUGUGCUCUUCUCAGGGGGAGCGGCCGUCACAUGCAUCUAUCAAACACAGCUGAUCGUGACGUUACUCGGCAACAUGGCGGACUGGAAUAGAGGUCAUGGCUCUGUGGACGACAUGCUGGAUACUGAAAACAAACGGCUGGCUGAGAACCUGGCCACCAAAGUCUCCAGACUGAAAUCUCUGGCAUACGAAAUCGACAGAGAGGCUGAUGAUCAGAACGAGUAUCUGGAUGGCAUGGACUCAAACUUCUUGAGUGCGACGGGCCUGCUGAGCGGCAGCGUGAAGCGUUUCUCCACCAUGGUCCGAUCAGGCAGAGACAACCGCCGCAUCCUCUGCUACGUCUCUGUGGGCCUGGUCCUGGUCUUCUUCCUGCUCUACUACAUGGUCUCCAGGAUCCAACGCUGACAGGAAAACAAAGAUCAGCCAGGAGCUGAGACUGCAGACCCAUAUUUGAUAAAUCAUCUCUGUGGCUCUCCUGCACUGGAAAAGACUUUUUAUUCUGCACCAAAGUGAGAAAACAAACAGGAAGUAGACGGGAAACAUUUUGUUGUAUUGUUGAACUGACCAGCGGGGGCGCCGGCCAGCUCAGCAGGGGAAAAGGUGGUGAGCCUGGUCAUACCCAACAUGCUGGGGUCUAUUAAACAAAAAAAUAUGCCUGGAGUUUGUGGCUUUUCAGCCCAGCACCGUGUUUGACCCUGCAGCCAGGAAGUCCUAAUAUGGGCAAAGAGAAGGUGGAGCCUAAACAGAGCUCAGGUGGAGCUCAGCCACAAAUGAGUGGCUGUGCCUCGUUUCCAGACUACACAGUAAUUUAAAAGGUGUGUAGGAUUUAGUGGCAUCUGGUUGCAGAACUGACACUUCUCCUAGCUGUGUGCCAAGGCUGGAGGGAAACAACGGGAGAAAAUGUGAAUGGCCCAAUCAAGAGCCAGUGUUUGGUUUGUCCAUUGUUGGCUACAGUAGAAACAACAUGGUGGGCUCAGUGGAAGAGGAGCCGCUCUGUAUGUAGAUAUUAAGGGCUCAUUCUGAGGUUUAGUUUCAGGUGAUUUUACACCUACGGUCCAUUUCUGCCAACAGAUGCCCCUGAAUCCUACACACUGGACUUUAAAAGUAGGUUUUGAGUUGUAACAAAUUUAUUCAAAUUAUUAUUGACAGAAUUACUCACCAGUGAUCUGUUCUGUUUAUG